UGAAUAAAUAAAUAAAAAGGGGAUUGUUAAUGUUUGUGGAAAUAAAUUAAUGUAGAGAGGGAAGCUGGUGAUGGUUAAGCAGAGCAUCUCUAUUCUCAAGGGACGUCCAAGUGGGUAAACACUCAGAAAGCAACCAUUUUUUUUACCACUUGAAGGAAGAAAAUCUGAUUCCACUUCCCUUAUUUUAGUAAUUAAAUAGUAAACUCCAUUAUUCGUCAUCAAAGCAUACUUGUUGUUCUUCUUCUUCACCAGCGGUGGGCUGGAAAAGGUUGACUUUUCAUCGAGAAUAUCAAGGCCCAAUGAAGGGGUUUGUUUAUGUAUGACGUGGGGUCAGUGCUUCAAUGGCAACAGAAUCUUCAUUCAUUCUCAUUUAACCAGGAAUCAUAUUGAGUCUAUUCCAAGGCAGCCGCAGAUAAUAACUAUGACCCCCAGACAGGUUUUUUCUUAGAGAGAUUCUCUGGUGAAGACUGGAAUUGAUACUGGAAGGUUUUUUUUUUUUUUUGCCAUCCUCUUUGAUUUCUAAAUUGAGUGGAAUAACGUUGCCAUGGAAGAUACCAUUUUCUCACAAGGCACCAUGCUGGGUGGACUACCAGAUUCAGCAAUGGAUUUCGACUACAUGGACGAAUUGUUGUUAGAUGGAUGCUGGUUAGAGACAACACAGGGAUCUGAUUUCCUUAAUCCUACUCUACCCUUUUCAAAUAAUUUCUUUGAUCCUGCAUUUACAUGGCCUACUUCGGAGUCUAACGCGGGUGAUUUGGGCGGUGGCCUCUCUCACCAAGGAGAGAACCAAAGAUCAUUGUUGUCUGGAAAUUCACAUUGGAAUGAAGCUCAAGGUGAAAGUUUGGUCAGUCCUCAUUUUAGCCAAAGUCACAGUCUAGAUAGUGAUUGUGUAACUGACGGUUCUGAGCCGAAUCGAAGAUGGUGGAUUGGACCUAGAGUGAAUUCAGGUCCUGCAACCAGUGUAAUGCAGAGGUUAAUUCAAGCACUUGGUUAUAUCAAAGCUUUUGGAAAAGAGAAAGAUGUCCUUGUACAACUAUGGUUGCCUGUAAAUAGAGGAGGUAGACGCUUUCUAACUACCAGUGAGCAACCUUUUUCACUCGAUCCAAACAGCCAAAAACUUGCAAGUUAUAGGAACAUCUCUGUCAAAUAUGAUUUUCCAGCAGAGGAGGAUUCCAAGGACAUAGCAGGAUUGCCUGGUCGGGUUUUCUUGAGUAAGGUUCCGGAGUGGACUCCUGAUGUUCGAUUCUUUAAAAGGGAUGAAUACCCAAGAGUAGGUCAUGCUCAAGAACAUGAUGUUCGUGGUACCUUUGCCCUUCCUGUUUUCGAACAAGGUAGUGGAACUUGCUUGGGUGUUAUUGAAGUUGUGAUGACAACCGAGAAAAUCAAGAUUCAGCCUGAGCUCGAAAGUGUUUGCAAAGCAUUAGAGGCUGUCAAUCUUCGGAGUUCUAUAACUUCUAGAACUCAAAACAUAAAGGCUUACAAUAAUUGCUACCAAGCCGCCUUACCCGAGAUCAAAGAACUUUUAAGGUGUGCUUGCGAGACACACAGAUUACCCCUAGCUCAGGCUUGGGUUCCUUGUAUCCAGCAAGGUAAAGAGGGUUGCCGGCAUUCCUCUGAGAACUACGUUCAUUGUGUGUCUACUGUGGAUGAUGCUUGCUGUAUAGCUGAUCCUAGUAUCCAGGGUUUUCACGAGGCUUGCUCUGAGCAUCACUUGUUAAAAGGUCAAGGUGUUAUCGGGAGAGCAUUUUUGACUAAUCAGCCGUGCUUCUCGACUGACAUAACUUCCUUUAAGAAGACUGAAUAUCCUCUUGCUCACCAUGCAAUGAUGUUUAAUUUGCAUGCUGCCGUUGCUUUACGGUUCAGAUCCAUUCACACUGGUAAAGCAGACUUUGUCUUGGAGUUCUUCUUACCUGCGCACUGCAGAGAUCCCGAGGGACAAAGGAAGAUGCUUAAUUCACUAUCUAUCAUUAUACAGCAAGUAUGCUGUAGUUUGCGGGUUGUAACAGAUAAGGAGCUAGUUGAAGAAACUGAUUUGGCAGUUAGUGAAGUUGUAGCGCCUUCAGAUGGCUUACCUAUUAGAGAAGAGUCAUCGAAACGGCAGUGCACUAAUCAUCAUUCAAAGAAACUUUCUGGGGAAAGUUCAUCUUGCCUCACUAAGGUUCAAAAGAGUAGUAACACUGCCUUGGUACUCGAGAAAGAAAAGCCAAGGCCGAUGUUGGAUGAAAAACUACCUGAGGUGGAGCAGCAUCAACAACAUAUUAGCCUACAAGAAAGUGUUGAGUGCGGAGAUUCUACUUUUAAUGAGAUUAGCUUUUCGAGUGUGACAAUGGGAAAAACAAGUGAGAAGAGGCGUAGCAAGGCAGAAAAAACUAUCACUUUACAAGUUCUCCGCCAAUAUUUUGCUGGAAGCCUAAAAGAUGCAGCAAAAAGCCUUGGUGUGUGUCCCACUACCUUGAAAAGAAUCUGUAGGCAACACGGAAUAAAGCGCUGGCCAUCUCGAAAAAUCAAGAAAGUUGGACACUCCUUACAGAAACUCCAACAUGUCAUCGACUCAGUACAAGGUGCCUCUGGCGCUUUUCAUAUUAGUAACUUCUAUGCAAAUUUUCCCGAGUUGGCAUCUCCAAAAUUGUUAGGAAACAGUGCAUUAUCAACCUCACCACUGAAUGAUAAGCCAAAGCAAAUAAACAUACAGCCUGAGGGUGGUAAUUUCCUGUCCCAAGCUGCUCUCUCAAAUUCACCUUCCUCCUCGUGUAGUCAGAGCUCCAGUUCAAGUCAUAGCUGUUCGAGUGGAACACAUAGACCUUCAAAUUUUAACAUGUCUGGUAAGGAAGAUCAUAUAAUUGGAGACAACUCUGGGGAUGGUGAACUGAAAAGGGUCAAAAGUGAUGUAGAGUUGCAUGCCUCAAGUCAAGAAGGACCAAAGCUGUUCCCAAGAUCCCAGAGCCUUAGAUCUCUUAAGGAACAGCUUAUUUGUGACAAUCUUCAACCCAUAUCUAAGAAUACGAGCCCAAUUGCUCAUGAUUUAGAAGCUCAAAGGGUAAAGGUCACAUAUGGAGAUGAGAAAAUCCGGUUCCGCAUGCAGAGUAAAUGGCGGUUUAAAGAUUUAUUGCAUGAAAUCGCAAGACGGUUCAAUAUAGAUGAUAUAAGCAGAUUUGAUCUGAAGUACUUAGAUGAUGAUUCUGAGUGGGUGCUAUUAACAUGUGAUGCGGAUAUGGUGGAGUGUAUUGAUGUAUGUGGAUCGUCGCAGGGCAACACAAUUAAGUUGUCCUUGCAAGUUUCACAUCAUCAUUUGGACCAGUUUUCAGGUAGCACUGGAUCUUGAUGAAGAUCUAAAGUUGUAGUAUCAGCAUGUAGUAGUGAUAUGAAUGCAUUCUCUCAAUGAUUCGGGUUUUUGGCUCUUAGUGUGAUGUUUCCGAGAGCAGAAACCUUAAUGCUCCUAGAUGACGGUAACACUUUCGGAUGCAGUGCACUGUAUAUUUUAGUGAUGAGCAGAGCAGCAAAAGCUGCUAUGUUACAAAGAAUACUAGUAAUAGUAGUAAAGAGGAUAUUUUUUUGCAAA
Molecule: messenger RNA, 3559 nt
Organism: Gossypium raimondii (Peruvian cotton)
Lineage: Eukaryota; Viridiplantae; Streptophyta; Magnoliopsida; Malvales; Malvaceae
Product: protein NLP4
Exons: 5
Coding region: 545-3322 (925 amino acids)
Molecular function (GO): protein binding; DNA-binding transcription factor activity
Source: RefSeq, a predicted model, not a curated record